CGCGAAGACGCGCCUCUGGCCCUGGGGAGGGAGCCGGCAUCUGCCGGGUCGCUCGGGCGCCCCUGAGUGGGCGGCGGCGGCAGCAGACGCCUCUCCCCGGAGUCCCGGACCUGCCCGCGCUGGAAAUUCCUCCGGGGCAGGCGCUCGCCCUGUCUUUUAUGGAGCUUGGGCCCCUGCCCCUGCCUGGUAGAGGCUGUGGAGGUCCGCGGUCCGGAAGUCCGGUUCCCAUCCCCGUGGCCCAUCCCCGGCUGCGGGGAGUGGGGGCUCCCACAAGGUAGCGGUGGACUGCAGCCCCCUCCCCGCAGUGAACCAUGGGCCAGAAGCUCUCGGGGAGCCUCAAGUCGGUGGAGGUGCGAGAGCCGGCUCUGCGGCCCGCCAAGCGGGAGCUCUGCUGGGUGCAGAGCCGGGGCGGCCGGCGCGGCUGGACCAGCUGCUGGACAUGCCGGCGGCGGGGCUGGCUGUGCAGCUGCGGCACGCGUGGAACCCCGAGGACCGCUCGCUCAAUGUCUUCGUCAAGGAUGACGACCGGCUCACCUUCCACCGGCACCCGGUGGCCCAGAGCACGGACGGCAUCCGCGGCAAGGUGGGCCAUGCCCGCGGCCUGCACGCCUGGCAGAUCACCUGGCCGGCUCGCCAGCGGGGCACCCACGCCGUAGUGGGGGUGGCCACGGCCCGGGCUCCCCUGCACUCCGUGGGCUACACAGCGUUGGUGGGCAGUGACGCCGAGUCCUGGGGCUGGGACCUGGGCCGCAGCCGCCUCUACCACGAUGGCAAGAACCGGCCGGGCGUGGCCUACCCGGCCUUCCUGGGGCCCGACGAGGCCUUUGCGCUGCCCGACUCGCUGCUAGUGGUGCUGGACAUGGACGAGGGCACCCUCAGCUUCGUCGUGGACGGCCAGUACCUGGGCGUGGCCUUCCAGGGCCUCAAGGGAAAGAAGCUGUACCCGGUGGUGAGUGCUGUGUGGGGCCACUGCGAAGUCACCAUGCGCUACAUCAAUGGCCUUGACCCUGAGCCCCUGCCACUGAUGGACCUGUGCCGGAGAUCCAUCCGCUUGGCCCUGGGCCGCCAGCGCCUGCAGGACAUCAGCUCCCUGCCCCUGCCUCAGUCUCUCAAGAACUAUCUGCAGUACCAGUGAGCCAGGCACUGACAGAGAGACCAGGCCUGGGCCUGCCUGUCAUUCACAGUCUGGGUCACGCAAUACAUUCAGGAAGAGGU
Messenger RNA from Galeopterus variegatus (Sunda flying lemur), 1215 nucleotides. RefSeq names its product splA/ryanodine receptor domain and SOCS box containing 4 (gene SPSB4). Gene Ontology annotation, molecular function: protein binding. The coding region runs from base 440 to 1135 and encodes 231 amino acids. Lineage: Eukaryota; Metazoa; Chordata; Mammalia; Dermoptera; Cynocephalidae. Gene Ontology annotation, biological process: intracellular signal transduction; proteasome-mediated ubiquitin-dependent protein catabolic process. The transcript has 4 exons. The record is from RefSeq and is a predicted model, not a curated record. Gene Ontology annotation, cellular component: SCF ubiquitin ligase complex.